UCGGCCUCGUGCUCUGACCGCGGCGCUCCGCCGGCCAGGUUGUCUGCGUGUGGGUGCGGAGCGCUCAGCGAGCGGCGCCACGAUUGACUUCCGGUCGGUGGCUCAUCCUCCCCCGUGUGCGUUUUGUUUUUCUUUGGCCACCAUGGCGUCUUUUAAACUGGACUUCCUCCCGGAGAUGAUGGUGGAUCAUUGCUCGUUGAACUCCGGUCCUGUUGGCAAGAAGAUGAACGGGUCCUUGGACCACCCCGAUCAGCCGGACGUGGACGCCAUCAAGAUGUUCGUGGGCCAGAUCCCGCGCUCCUGGUCGGAGGAGCAGCUGCGCGAGCUCUUUGAGCCGUACGGCGCCGUGUACGAGAUCAACGUUCUCAAGGACCGCAGCCAGAACCCGCCGCAGAGCAAAGGCUGCUGUUUCAUCACAUACUACACCCGCAAGUCGGCCUUGGAAGCGCAGAACGCUCUUCACAACAUGAAGAUUCUACCAGGGAUGCACCACCCCAUCCAGAUGAAGCCGGCUGACAGCGAGAAGAAUAACGGUGAGCCUUGGCCCAUGACCGCCCGCACGCACAUACCUGGCUGCCUUUGCGCGCUAACGCUGCGUGCCGCGCAUGCAGCCGUGGAGGACAGGAAGCUGUUCAUCGGCAUGAUCUCCAAGAAGUGCACCGAGAACGACAUGCGCUUGAUGUUCUCGCCCUACGGCCAGAUCGAAGAGUGUCGCAUACUUCGGGGCCCCGACGGACUGAGCCGAGGCUGCGCCUUUGUGACCUUCACAGCUAGACAGAUGGCCCAGGCCGCCAUCAAGUCCAUGCACCAGUCCCAGACCAUGGAGGGCUGCUCGUCACCCGUGGUGGUCAAGUUUGCCGACACCCAGAAGGACAAAGAGCAGAAACGCUUGGCGCUUCAACUGCAGCAGCAGAUGCAGCAACUCAGCGCCGCGUCCAUGUGGGGCAACCUGAGCGGGCUGGGAGCUCUGGGCCCGCAGUACCUGGCCAUUUACUUGCAGCUGCUGCAGCAGUCGGCCUCGGCGGGGAACGCACUCGGCAACCCGCACCCCGCUGCAGUGUGCACAUCAGGUCUGAAUGCCAUGCAGAAUUUGGCCGCUUUGGCAGCAGCGACCGCCAGCCAGGCCUCAGGAACCGGCUCGGGCGCCAUGACCGCAUCAAGCAGUCCCCUAAGUGCACUCACCAGCUCAGGCUCGUCGCCCACCUCCAGCUGCGUGUCGUCCGUCAACCCCGCCGCCGGGUCUCUGGGAACGCUGCAGUCUCUGGCCGCCGGCGCGGGAGCCGGCCUCAACGUGGGCUCGCUCGCAGGAAUGGCCGCUCUGAACGGUAGCCUGGGCUCGGGAGGCCUGUCCAACGGCUCCGGGGGCACCAUGGAGGCGCUGAGUCAGGCUUACUCCGGAAUCCAGCAGUACGCCGCCGCUGCCGCCGCCGCCACCGCGCUGCCGGGACUCUACAACCAAAGCCUGCUGUCGCAGCAGAGCGUCUCGGCCGCGGGCAGCCAAAAGGAAGGUCCGGAAGGCGCCAACCUCUUCAUUUACCACCUGCCUCAAGAGUUCGGCGACCAGGACCUGCUCCAGAUGUUCGCGCCCUUCGGCAACGUCAUCUCGGCCAAGGUCUUCAUUGACAAGCAGACCAACCUCAGCAAGUGUUUUGGCUUCGUGAGUUACGACAACCCGGUGUCGUCGCAGGCCGCCAUCCAGUCCAUGAACGGAUUUCAGAUCGGCAUGAAGCGCCUCAAGGUGCAGCUCAAGCGCUCCAAGAACGACAGCAAGCCCUACUGAAGCCGGGCCGGGCCG
Messenger RNA from Syngnathus acus (greater pipefish), 1795 nucleotides. It is a transcript of the gene celf1, whose product is annotated as cugbp, Elav-like family member 1. The record is from RefSeq and is a predicted model, not a curated record. Gene Ontology annotation, biological process: regulation of alternative mRNA splicing, via spliceosome; mRNA splice site recognition. Gene Ontology annotation, molecular function: mRNA 3'-UTR binding. Gene Ontology annotation, cellular component: cytoplasm; nucleus; ribonucleoprotein complex. Lineage: Eukaryota; Metazoa; Chordata; Actinopteri; Syngnathiformes; Syngnathidae. Bases 143 to 1780 code for a protein of 545 amino acids. The transcript has 12 exons.